Molecule: messenger RNA, 2747 nt
Organism: Sorghum bicolor (sorghum)
Lineage: Eukaryota; Viridiplantae; Streptophyta; Magnoliopsida; Poales; Poaceae
Exons: 4
Coding region: 584-2317 (577 amino acids)
Source: RefSeq, a predicted model, not a curated record
ACUAGCAAUCAUCAUCCCCUUCCAGCGCCCCCUCGCCCCUCUCUCCUCCCCACUGCCCACUUCCAUCGGCGGAAGCCGGAAAUAAAUCAGAGGGCCCAUUGGAAUAUCGUUAACGGGAUGUACACUGGCAGCGGGAUGAAUUAACUGCUGGAUUUCUUGGGAGAUUUGAGAGGGAGGUGAUAACAGUCUGCUUCGCCUGCUCUCUCUCCUCCCCAGGACACCAGAAAGAAGUGAUCUUUCUCGCCCCCUCUUGUUCUGGAACGAGAUCCUCUAAUCCUCGACUCUCCUCUGCUUGAGGCACUUUCCCCACCCCACCGCCGCUGGAUUUUGCCGUCACGCGGUGCAGCCCUUCGCGUCGACGGGCAAAUCGGCUGCCGGAUGAACUAAAGUUUGUGUUAUGAUGGGAUAGGUGUGCUCCUGCUCGCGUCUCUGGGGACAUCCGGCGCUACAUGUGGAGCUCACCUUUCUCCGGCUAGCGUUGUGUCAGGGGGAUUGUUUCUUGGUCCCUCGGGAGCUGGUUGAGUUGUCUUUCGUUUGUCGGAAAUCUGUGCGGCAGCCUAAAAUUGCUGAUUCGGGGGUUUGGAUGGCACCGGUGGGGAAUCAUGUUGUGGACAUCAGCUCCGAUGAGGAGGACUUGUUCAUGGGCACUUCACUAAAACUCCCCGAACCCCUCGACCCCCCAGUUAACUUGUCACGGUUUAUGGAUCACAUCUGCGGUGUGGCUGAUUAUGUGACCGGGGAGGAUAUCGAUGACCUCAUGAUUAUGAAUGAGAUAUCUGCUCCACCGGUGUUGCAUAAGACAGCCAACGCUGAUGAGCUCGUGGUUAUGGGUGAGUUCUCCUCGCCACCUGCACUGCAGCAGAAGAAGGCCAGUGCUGAUGGUGUGUGCCAUGAGGAUGAACCUGCACUGCAGCAGAAGAAGGCCAGUGCUGAUGGUGUGUGCCAUGAGGAUGAUGAUGAUUGUGUAGUUCUAGAUGGUGACCCUGAUAAGGUGGUUACAGUUGCUGAUGCGGGGAGCGCGGGAGAUGGCAGUUCGGAUGAAUUGCAGAUAGUCGCGGAGAAAGGCCCGAUAGCAUGCAGGGACUUCCCUCAUUCGCGCCAUUUAUGCUCAAACUUGCCUUUCAGCACUACUACUCACGUGAAGCAUUGUACCAUGUGCCACUGUUUUGUAUGUGACGCUCCAGCUCCUUGCAAAUAUUGGGGUAACAGUAACUCAGCUGAUGAUCAUUGCCAUGCUACAGACAAGGAUUCAAAAUGGAGAAACAUGAGGCAAACAUUCAAGAAAAAAUUGUUGCCAGCAUCUUUUCCAGAAAAACACCAGAACGGCGUUUACUCAACAAUGUCACCACCCAGACAGUGUCAUGUUUCAGUCCCACAAUCGCCUCCCAUAUCACAUGGGAGUCACCCUUCUCUUUCCAUCCAAAGCCCUCUUCUUAAUGAAGGGAGCCAAAACCGACAGAGACAUCCCUCAGUGAGAGUCUCACUGAGUGUAGAGGCAACAGUAGGUUCUCCAAGAGCUGGAAGAGGUACUGGCAAUGCUCAUGUUGCUCAAAGUACUCGUUCCCAUGCAAUAUUUAAAAGAGCAGGGGCUGUUGCUCCAAUCUUUGCAACAAGAAAUGCUAGCCAAUUUUGUCCUUCUGGUCCAGAUGAUCUGCUUAUGCCGCAGGCAUUGUCUCAUGCAUCUCAGCCUGUUCAAGUUGCACCUACAACCAAUGCUUUCACUGGCACUUCUCAAAAUAACCGUUUUCAGAGAUCUUUCAGUGCACCGAUAGCACCUCAGGUGCAACAAGGUCAACCUGCAGGAUAUUAUGAGGUUGCCAUAAAUGGAGUGCACGCCACAGGGCCGCAACUUGCACGGUCCACCUCGGCAACUCAGAGAACACAAUGCCUCCCAGAACCAGCAAUAAUAAUAGAUGUUGGCACAUCAAGCUGGCAAGACAUACUUGCUACUGUGGCAUCUGAUCUGGGGGUAGAAGAUUACAAUAUGGGCAUCCCUGAGUCUCAGCAUGUAACGGUUGACUCUCAAACCAUGCAUCCCACUGCAAAUCAUGGGUUCCGUCUUCAGAAUGAGCCCAUUGCAGAAUCGAAGAACUUCACAUAUUCUCUUGUGCAUGAUUCAGCAGGUGGCAGUGUUCAGGCAGAUGGUCCUAUGCAAACAUCGGAGAAUUUGGGCCAUCUGAUUGGCCAGAGCAAUCCUGUUCCAAAUGAAGCUCACCUGAAUGACUUUUCGGGUGCCCCUGCUGAUGAAUUACCUAUAGAAGAUGCAGCUCAUGAGCCUGAGAUACCGAACAUUUUGCUUCAGUUCGAUUGGGAUUAAGCCAUGACCUGCCUAGUUGCCUCAGCUUAUCCUGAACCCAUGAAUAAUAAAUCGGUGCCAUUGACAUGCUCCUUUCUAGGCCUCCUACAAUAGGAGACAAGGGUGGUGCCCCUUGUACAGUAAGUAGGCUAUGUACUAGAAGAGUUUCACUGUCAUGUUGUCUGUUAUCAUAGUGAUCGUAUUUGCCUCUUAGGGCUCAUCAGAAGUUAUGGCUCUUCGAGCCUUAGAUGUUAACAUGUAUCCCUCCCUGAAGCAUAAGGUUGUUGGGGGGGAUGUUGAGUUCCUAUUACCAUACUGUUGGUCGAAUACCUAUGGUUUGGGAUCUGAUGCCAAAAUGCAUGUCCAACCACUGGUCUACCUUUUUUACAAUGUGAGGUUUUAAGGUACAAAUGAUUGAUUUGGAUAUCAGAUUUCCGUAUUGCUGAUCAAA